AUUCUAAGAUGAAUAAUCAAAAUAAUGUAGAUUGUAAUAAACUGAGAUGAAACAAGCUUAAACUUGUAAGUUUUUCGCUGCGAAGCCAAAUAGACGAUGGCUAUGACAGACUUUGCCAGUAUCGUGGCCGCGCAGCCGCCCCUACCGAUCUCUGCUGAGAUGAAUAUGAUGCUUCACAACAAUAUUUUCGAAGGUCGGUCAUACGACACAUCCAAGACAGACCUCAUCCCUCAUUUCAGCGCCGCCACCCUUCAGUUUUUGCAAAAGUUGUCGCCGUCGCUGCAAAAAGCUGCGCUUUCGGCUAUUCGGAAAUCGCCGAAGUCAAGUUCUGAAGUUACCCAACCUAAACUUACCAGAGAUACUACCACCUCAACUACAACCACAACUGCAACUCCACCAACAACCCAGUCGACAACUCAAUUUUCCUCCUUUCAAACUACAAGGUCUACCACAGCACAGACGGCCAGCACCUUGGAUUCAAAACAAAUGCACCGAUUUCCGUUACGAAAGCAGAAAAAAAUUACCGAUAACAUCAAUUCCAAUAACCCGGCGACACCUCCGUCGUUCCACUGGGGGGACAUUGAGGAUGACAUAAGUCCGUUUUGGAAAGACGAUUACUCAGACGGAAGUGAAGUUGAUACCCCGGGACGGGUGAAUCGUAUGGGUCUCAUCAGCCCCAGUAACAGCGAAGAUGCUGGGAUCGUUCUUCUCGUUGCCAUUUUCAACCUACUUGCAGUCGUAGUGUAUGCUGCUCAUCGCCAUGUAACCAACACCCCUUCGCUACCACCUCGAGUUUUAGAUUGGCAGGUGCAGAAAGUUCUUGAUGAGCUCGUGCUAAGAGUCCACAGCUCCUCGGGAGCAGCCAAACUCGUAGCACGAGCCUUACCUCCGGGAAUCUCAUCUGAGGGGUUCGGAGGAAGAUCAAUAAAUUUAACUCCCCAGAACGGUUUGCAGAUCUUACACAAUGCAAAAGAUUUCAUGUUGAAAGUAGCUUCUUCACCGAUGGCUAGUAGCAAUGUGAACCUGCCAAAAGAUAUUUAUAAGCCGUUCACAGAAAUAUACUCGGCGGUUUCUGGUGAUUUAGAAAAUAUUUUGGCAGACGAAAAAAAUGUUUCUGUGACAGAGUUCGAGGAAGAAGGUCGGCAUUUUUCGAGUUCCUCUGAUCUCGGAAAACCAGUGUGGAUGCAGUUAGCUCUCAGUGCUUCAGAGCUUAAUGGUGUUCAGUGGGAUGGAGUUCUCCGUACUCUAACAAUGCUUGGGAGAUCUAGGGCUUUGAUUUCAUCACAAAUGAUGGCCAACGCUUUGAUGAAUGCUGUAGCUUCUCCCGAUGGAUCCGCGAGGAAUCUCGAAAGUAAUCGAUUACUAAAGGGUAUCGCCGAACUCGGAGAAGCCACUCUCAGCAAACUGCCUGCAAGAACGAAACGGUCGUACCCUCAACCCGCGUCAACUGCGGCCGAACCCGAUGACUCACGUAUCAUGAUGCGAACCGGUGUGGUUUACAACGCACCAAGUCUGGCGGGUGCUGGGGGAGAGGUGGGGGAACAUUGGGCUCACCGUUGGUUCUCACUGGUCACUAGGUUGGCGCCUGUAGCUCUGGAUGCCACUACAAUGUACGCUAGGGCGCACAGGGAGCCGACGUGCCUCAGGUCGCUGCUCUGUACCAUCAAUUUCUCAUGGAAGAAAGUUGGACCUCUGCAGGCGGCGCUCACUCCGUUGCUCAGCGUGUUGACGAGCUGGGCGCUGGAGGACCGCAUGCCACACCCGCUGGGGGAGAGCCUGGCCGCAGUCAGGAGCGGGUGGCUGGGCCGCAACUGCGCGAUGCUCUACCCUGAAUGUUCCAUCACCCAAGCCCCCGAAGACGUCGUCAAGCAGGCACUCACCUACUUCUCCCGUUUGGAAUUUUCGCUCGCCGAAAAUUCAGCACCCACCCCUUCUGCGCCUCGGUCAGACGACAGCAGCUACGACCUCAUCAUGUUCGAUGACAACGCAGGGCUCGCUAGUGCUCCUACUGAGCACCAGGACAAAAACCCUCAUCACUCAAGGAUCAGCGAAGAUCAGGAGGUUCAUAAGCAAGGAUCGUCAUCCUUCGGGACAAGUUCUCACAUCAACACUCAUGAGCAAAACUCAAAUCAAGAUUCUGAACAUCGUGAACCUGGUAAUGUCGAACCAGAGUUUGAAUAUCAGUCGCACCCUCAUCAACAAGGCGACGAUACACAAUCCCAGAACUUUGAACACUCACAAGGACAGAUUCAACGUACAAAUGGUAAUCCGGAUCCGGGUUUUGAUGAGCGCAUGGACGGACACUCACAGGACCAAGACAGUUACGAACUGUACAGAAAGGAAACAUACGGGCCGUACAUUUCAACCAAUCAAGUAAAGAAUAAAUCAAACCCUCCAGCUGUUGAUGAUCAUCGUAUCGAGGACUUAAUACACAAUCAUAAAAUGCACGAGAAUGAAGUGGAGCGCCAUGAUCGGGAGCCCUACCAACGCGCAUCCCGUGAAGACGAUGGCGGUCAAGGUUGGCUCAGGGAAGCCAUGGAGUCGCGUCCUGGACAUGGAGUAAUUUCUGGCGUGGCAAGAGAGCAGCAGCAGCAAGAGUUACAGCAACAACAACAGCCACAGCAAACACAGCUACGCCCACAGCAGUCACAUCAGCAGCAGCCUCAGCAGUCACACCAGCAGCAGCCACAGCAGUCACAUCAGCAGCAGCCACAGCAGUCACACCACCAUCAGCCACAUCAGCAGCAGCCACAGCAGUCACACCAGCAGCAGCCACAGCAGUCACAUCAGCAGGAGCCACAGCAGUCACACCAGCAGCAGCCACAGCAGUCACAUCAGCAAGAACCACAGCAGUCACAUCAGCAGCAGCCUCAGCAGUCACACCAGCAGCAGCCACAGCAGUCACAUCAACAGCAAGAACCACAGCAGUCGCAUCAGCAGCAGCCACAGCAGUCACAUCAGCAAGAACCACAGCAGUCGCAUCAGCAGCAGCCACAGCAGUCACACCAUCACUCACAUCAGUCACAGUUAUACGAACGUUACGACAGUCCCCAGAAAGAUGACGGAGAAAAAAACCUUGCAACGCACAGCGUCAUCGCUGGAUUAGACUUGCAAGAUACAGCCGUCGGUCGAGCGGAGGCUCUCGUAGCAUCCGGAGCAUCAAAGAAUAAAGUGGGCCAUCGAGAGGCAUUUGGCGAACUUGCAAUAGUUUCGCAGUCGUCAUCACCAGCUCCAGCAGAGUCCUUCCAGCGCCAUCAGCAAGAAGUUCACUACGUUCACCACACCGACGGUCCCGCACAACAUCUUCGUCACAAGCUUCUCAUAGGAGACGUUAACCAAAACAACAAUCCGCUCUCACGACCUGCCAGGCGACAAAGUCUGAGUUUUUACAAGCCUUCAAACCUCAGGCACAAAGUUGGAGCAGAGUCCAAGUUGCAGCGCAAUGGAGACUCAGAGUCGGAAUUGAAGGAGACUUCGUCGAAAAGAAAAAACGCUCAUCAGCACCGAAUUGAACUUCCACUGGGACGUGUUUUCCCUAAAAAAAUUCGUGUUUCCAAUACCGGUUUGAAGCCAAGGCCUCUGCAGCCAAAAUCUCGCUUCUUGUUCCGAUCUUCUGGAGAAGUCAAUACUCAGAAUAUACAUAAAUCGAACAUGAAGUUCCAUGAAAAACGUCAUCCUCCUCGAGUGAUAUUUAAAACAACUCUCAACAAUCAGAAAAGAGUCGAACUCUUGAAUGGCGUCGAUAACGAGAUGCUGAAUCAUCAACGUAAGAAUUCAAAGCUUCCUUCAGGAUUAUUUUCAAAUUUGAACUCUCAAAAUGACGCGAUAAUUACCGAUCCAAUCCAAAAUUCACAAGAUUUUCCAGUAAAAUCUUUGAUAAAUUUUGGAGAUGACUCCCAGUUACGACGCGGAACCGUUCUUCCUUCAGACGAAAGACGGGACAGAAACCAAGAUCCUUCUUUAACAGAAGGAUCUCCUAAAUAUAAGUACGGAUUGAGAAGAGGCCUUCCCGCGGUUACGGUUGAAAACUUCGGCUUGCCAAUGGAAGGAAAAACUCGAACAUCUCAUCUACGGCAGCGCACCAGACCUUGGUUUACUUAUUACAACUCAAAUAAAUACUCGAAAUACCCGCAUAAGAACACAAAAAAAUCAAGCAUCGCACUCUCUCCUGAACGAACAAUUCAUCCACCAGUUGAGGAGUUUGGUCCGCAAGAUGCCAUUACCGACGAGCUUAAAAAUGUUCUGUUAUACGAGUACAUUAGAGAUCAAGUGAAAGAACAACCUAAGAAAAACGAAACAGAUUCAGAGAACACUACUAAGCCAUUUAAUGACGAAUAACUUACAUUAUACUCAUAUAUUUUGCCUAUCAGUAAAAUACAGUGAAAACCAUUUAAUUCUAGGGCAUUAUGCGACCAUGUUUUCAUCACGUAGCAUUAGGUAUAUCAUCAGUAUUUUAAUUAUAUACUAAAUGCAUUAGGAGAAAUUUUACAAUCGCAUAUUAUAACCCCCUAUUCAGACAUGUAUUCUAUUUAUCUCCAAGCCGUUCUUGGGAUAUUUUUGGGUAUGCUAAGCAUGAGUCAGAACAUUAGUAUCACUUGCUCCUGGCAGUAAACUACUUCGAGGAAAAUUCACAUAACCUGGGCUACUUUUCUCGUAAUAUUUGUGAAGCGAAAAUAACUUUGUUAUGUCACAAUACACAUCGUCAUCGAAAAGUUAAACAGUAUUUUUUAAUAAACUGAUAGAUCCGUCGAAAAAAAUUGGAUGAGGUACAGAGAAAAGGUGACAAAAAAUACAAUAUUUGCCAAUUUCUCCAUUUUUACAGCUUAAACAUUCUCUAAAGAUUGUAUAGAAAUAAUAUCUAUUAAUAAAUAAGACCUGCAGCGACAGCAGUCUGAAUUUCCGCAAGAAUGGUAGCGCAAUUUCAGCGCAGAUAUUUCACACGGUGAAGAAAGCUAGAUAUUUAUUCAAUAUUUAUAGUUUUAAUAGAACUAAAGCAUACGAGUAAACUUCAAGCCAAGUUC
This is a messenger RNA of Hyalella azteca, 5021 nucleotides long. RefSeq lists its product as uncharacterized. The record is from RefSeq and is a predicted model, not a curated record. Gene Ontology annotation, cellular component: Scc2-Scc4 cohesin loading complex. The transcript has 6 exons. Gene Ontology annotation, biological process: regulation of gene expression; establishment of mitotic sister chromatid cohesion; replication-born double-strand break repair via sister chromatid exchange. Gene Ontology annotation, molecular function: chromatin binding. NCBI's taxonomy places the organism in Eukaryota, Metazoa, Arthropoda, Malacostraca, Amphipoda, Hyalellidae. The coding region runs from base 97 to 4338 and encodes 1413 amino acids.